Molecule: messenger RNA, 3204 nt
Organism: Ostrea edulis (European flat oyster)
Lineage: Eukaryota; Metazoa; Mollusca; Bivalvia; Ostreida; Ostreidae
Exons: 16
Coding region: 59-2851 (930 amino acids)
Molecular function (GO): calcium ion binding
Source: RefSeq, a predicted model, not a curated record
AGUUUGAAGUUCCUAAGCAACACACGACACAAUUGUGUUUGGCGUAUAAGUGGAAACAAUGGCUGCCGCAGUGGCAUCACAGGCCCAGGGCAUUGAAAGUAGAAUCAGAACUAUUGCACAAACCAAACGCAUUAGAAUCAAAGAUUAUUUUCAAGACUUUGAUAAACUUAAAGGAGGUGGAGUAACAGAGAACCAGUUUUUUAGAUGCCUUUGUAGUGCCUUAGGUUUGCAGAUAGAUUCCAGCGAUGUUGAGGCUCUUAAACAGAAAUAUAUGAAAACAGAUGGCCUGCUUAAUUAUAUGCAAUUCUGUAAUGAAAUCGAUUUGAAUUUCAACCCAAAGAACCUGAGAAAAGACCCAAGAGACCAGACAUUUGAAGUACCUGAAUUCCUUGGAACAAUAAGAUCAGUAAGACCACUGGCUCCUAGUGAAGAGGAAAAGUUGCUGUCACUUCUAGGGAGGAUACAGAAGUUCUAUGAGUACCAUGGAAUCAAUCUUAGGACAUGCUAUGAAGAUUUCGACAGACAUCACAUGGGUGUUGUCACAGAAAGCCAGUUUCACAGACAAUUCCCCGGUCCACCUGAUGUUAGUGACAGUGAGAUUGCAUUACUUGUGCAAAAGUACAGAGACCCUGAUCGACCAGGCCUUCUGAAUUAUCUAAACCUCCACCAUGAUCUGGUGGCCAUACAACAACAUGUUGCUGCUCAGAAAGAAUUACCAUCUGUGGGAUCCCAGAAAAACAUGGACCAAGUACCGAUCAUUCAAACUGGAGAUCCAGCAUUAAAUGAAAUAUUCGAGAAAAUCAGGGUAGCCGUGUUUAAGAAUGGAAUCAGGACUACAGAAUUCUUUCGAGACCAUGACAAGCUGAGAAGUGGGAUCGUGACAGAGAACCAGUUUAAGUGUGGCCUGUCUCUGGCUGUGGGGAAGGAAGCUCAGCUAUCCAGGGCUGAGAUACAGAAAGUGGUGGAGUAUUACAGAAUCUCUGAUGACAGGGUCCAGUAUCGGGAGUUCUGUAACAUUAUGGAAAAUGCAUUUAACAUCCCCAAUCUGGAGAAGAAGCCUCUACAAAAUGUUGUCCGUCCUCAGAGGGGUGCAUUGUCCAGGACUCUGAAAGGAUUAACAGAUGAGGAGGAGAGGCAAUGCGAGCAAAUCUUGCAGCAAAUCCGAGAACAAGUCCAAAGGAAGAGGCUGAUGAUUUACCCCUACUUUAAAGACCACGACAGGGGUGUGGCAUACACUAGAGUAGUGACUCCCACUCAGUUCUCCCGAGUCCUUCACUACCUAAGCCUCAAUGUCAACCCAGAGGAACUUAAACUUCUACUGAGGAAAUUCCAGGACCCUGCUAGUGGUGAUGUUAACUACCCAGCCUUUGUCCAGACAGUAGAUAAAGAGUUUGUUGGGCACACAUUGGAGGACGUCAGUAUGAUUGACCAGACAAGAACUAACGUCCCAGUCGUGGAGAAAGAAGUAACUGCUGCAGAUAGCAGUGUGUCAUUUGAAGAGAUGAUGUCUAGAAUUCGCCAUGUGGUCCUCACCAACCGUCUCAGAGUAAUAGAAUAUUUCCAAGACUUUGAUCCUCUGAGGAGUGGUUACAUCAGUAAGACCCAAUUCAAGAGAGGACUGGCCACCAUGGGCCUGAGUAAACUCGGCUCUCAGGACCUGACCGAGGCCCAGUUUCAGAUGCUGGCUAAAUACUAUGAGAAUCCCAAAUCUCCCGACAAAGUCUGCUGGAAGCAAUUCCAAGAUGAUAUCGAAACUGUUUUCACUCAGCCUGGACUGGAGAAAGCCCCUACUUACCAGGUACCCAAAUCUGAGAUGUUCAGGGUCCCUAAACCUGGCACCGUCAACUGGGAGGGAGCCACUCAAGACCAUAUCAACCUUGUAGCAGAAACCAUGAACCGACUCCAGCAAAAGGUCAACCAGAGGAGAAUCCUGUGUAAACCAUGCUUUCAGGAUUUUGAUAGGCACAACAACGGUCAUAUAACCAAGGUCCAGUUCCGUCAGUGUUUAACCUACCUACAACUGAAUGCAAAUGAAGAAGAAAUGAAGGCCUUGGAGGCAAAAUUCUGCAAUGACAUGGGUUUCAAUUACAUCGCUUUCCUCCAAGACCUGCAACCCUACAUGCCCCCCGACUUCAUGUAUGAAAAGAGGUUAGAAGAUAUCCGUCUGACCAACACCAAGAAUAAACUGCCGGAAGUAGACCCGGUUGUUGAUCUGGAGGGUGUGCUGAUGAAGAUCAAAACCAAGGUAUCAAGAGAAAGACUGAGAGUCCUGGACUUUAUGAAGGAUUACGACAAGCUCCGCUCUGGCAGAAUGCUGAAGACGUCCUUCAGGAGAGCCCUCGAUCUAUGUGGAUUCCAGCUAAAGGAAUCUGAAAUAAGCAUUCUGGAGGAUAAAUACCAGUCCAGAAAGGACCCAGAGUAUGUGGAAUACACUCAGUUCUGUGACGAAGUGGAGUCCAUCUUCACCUUUAAGGAACUAGAGAAGGCUCCUCUGCAGGAAGUCAUUCCAUUCAAGCCCCCGGAGGAAUGGACACUGAACUCAUUCAAGAGCGCUGAAGAAGAGCAGAAAUUUCAUGCUGCCAUGCACAAAAUAGCUGAAAAAGUCAGGAAGCAUCAGAUGCAGUUGUUCCCCUUGUUCGAAGAUUACGACAGGGUUCAUCGUGGAUGUGUAUCCGAAUCUCAAUUCCACCGAGUCCUGACUGAGCUGGAGCUGGGUAGCCUUGUCAACAGACAGGAAAUUGAACUCAUUUCUAACUGUUUCCUCAUCACACAAGGACGUCGAGAUGUAUACUACAUCGGUUUCUGUGAUAUGAUUUAUGAAAUUGCCAAAUUUGAAUGGAGAAAACCAUAAAGGAGACGAUUAUAUUUGAUUUUGCCCCCCUUUUCACUUAAGAUCAGAAGGUAUUUUAAAGCAUUAUAAGUAAAAGGAUUUGUGAUGUUCAUGUGUAUAUAUAGAAAAUGUAUACUCUAAAGUUCUAAAUAAGUGUUUUAUUAGCACCACCGAGUAUGCUCCGAAAGUUAGGUAAUUCUUUUAAAAUGACUGCUAUCAUGCGUUAACUGCAAAACCUUCAAUUAUUAUGCUUUUCUCAUUGUUGAAUUUUUGUUAUAAGUGUCACAUUUUAUGUAAACAAGUAUUAAUUCCAUUGUACAGAUGUAUAUGAGAAUAUUCAUAUGUGAAAAUAAAGUGACUUUGAUAUAUACAUA